AUGGGCUGGCAUCUUGUCGAAAGAGUCGUCGAUUCAGUUUCCGCUUACGCAACUCUCACUGGAAGGCUCUGGACUACAGUGCUCUUUCUUCUACGAAUAGUCGUCAUAACUUCAAUCGGAGAGCAUGUUUACGGCGAUGAGCAGUCGGCUUUUGACUGUAAUACCAAAGAAACCGGUUGUCCAAAUGCAUGCUACUCAGCCUUUGCACCUAUUUCACAAAUACGAUUCUGGGGUGCUCAAAUAAUUUGCGUCGCUACACCUGGUGCAUUCUUUGUUGUCUACUCAAUCCAAAGCAAAAACAAAUUAUCAAAAUGCGUGAGCCAUGCGCAUCCUGCCAAAGCUGAAGAAGAACAAUUAUCAAUUUGCAUCCUUUCUCAAGCGCAAGCUGUUGCACGACUAUUACUAGAAUGCUGCUUUUUCUAUGGUCAAAUGCUGCUUUAUGGAACAGAAGUUAACAUGCUUUAUAUUUGCGAGCAGUCGCCUUGUCCUCUUCCAACACAAUGUUGGGUUUCGCGUCCAAUGGAAAAGACGAUUUUUCUCCGAUUUAUGACGAUAAUGAACGCCUUUUCAAUUCUUCUCUCAAUGAUCGAGAUCCUGCAGCUAAUGUCUCGCCGAGCGCGCAAGAUGAUUUUAAAGCAUCGGAUCAAGAAACUCCAAAAUGCUCAAUCGUUCGAUGACCUGAGUACCUCGAGCGCAAGCUCUUCUGAAAUCCAUGAAAAAUAUGCAAUAUCGGAAAACGAGUUUAAAAAGCCUAUACGAAAUAAAUUCUACGUUUAA
Messenger RNA from Oikopleura dioica, 777 nucleotides. NCBI's taxonomy places the organism in Eukaryota, Metazoa, Chordata, Appendicularia, Copelata, Oikopleuridae. The record is from the annotation of a GenBank genome assembly.